Messenger RNA from Phytophthora nicotianae INRA-310, 1506 nucleotides. RefSeq lists its product as hypothetical. The record is from RefSeq and is a predicted model, not a curated record. The transcript has a single exon. Bases 57 to 1289 code for a protein of 410 amino acids. NCBI's taxonomy places the organism in Eukaryota, Oomycota, Peronosporomycetes, Peronosporales, Peronosporaceae.
CUGACAGAGUGUUCAGUCUUGAUCGCGAUCGACGUGAAUAAUCUCAUCUAACAGAAAUGGUAUCAGUCACAGGCAACGUCAACGCUAACGCUGCUCCUACUGUGGAUGAAAAGACUUGGGUGCAGCUUCAUAACUGGGCUGACUCAACCACACAAGAAUGGACCAAGCAAAUCAAGGCGGUGAUGACACGACAGCAGCGCUGCGAGAAUAUGGCGCGUCUGCGUGUCCUGAAGAAGAGCGAGUUCCUGCAGCUAAGAAAAGAACGGGAACAACUCGAAUCCCAAGUCAAAAAAUGCCUGGCGACUAUGAAUCGUGAGGGCAACACUUCGAGUGAACUGUACCGUGCAGUGCACCGCCUUGCUCUCGAGUGUGACUCUCUACGUACGAAGAACGUGGAACUUAUGGAGGAGAUCCAGCAACAAGAGCGAUUUCAGUCUCUAGUACAAGCUCGAGCUAUUGGUGUGAUCCAGGAUGAGACAGAAGACAUCGACAGCAGCUCUCCAAACGUUUAUACAGCAAGUAAAUCGUCGCCUUGGGUCUCCAGUUCUGAUCACGACGACGGAUGGCGUGUCAAGUUUCCGAAUGGAGAACCAUCUUUCCACUUCCACCCGUUCACUAAAGCCGAGUACGACACUGUCAUGCUAAACUGUGAUAAUAAGUUUAGUGCCAAGUCUGCAGUUGCUGGGCAUUUGUUCGGCUGGACGGUGUAUCACGCUCCACUGACGAGGAGACUGGACAACUCUCUAGUCGGCCACGCUCGACUGUCUGCUCGCGUUUGCUGCUCGUUCGAUGAGGCCGAUGCUGCUGUUUCUCCGUCCAAAUUAAAUGAGUGGCCGCUUGUGUUCACGCCACCGAACUGGAGUCACAGCCAGCGAUCUGUUGUCAGUAUCCAAGUGCUGCAGUCGUUUGCGAUGGACGCUCACGUGCUGGUGUGCAACAUUCCUGGUCCAGUUCACACCCGCUACUUCCAGUUUGCUAGACGGCAGCUGAAGGUCGAAGCCAAUGGCAAACGCUCGUUCACGUGCUCUCUCGUUCUGGCUGACUCAAAAGAGAAUGCAAGCAGUCGAGCAGCUGAAGAACCACAGCCAGACGUCAAGUGGAUUAACGAAGGAGGCGCGCGCAUGAAGUUCACAGAGGUUGAUGACACCACAAUCGAUGUCCACUGUGACACGUGGGCUAGCUGUGAAGACGAACUGCACGCUCGCCACCUUUUCAUCCGCUGGGCUCAGUUUGUUUGUCGCUGGUCUCAAGGGAUGAUGGCAUCGAAGCUGAUCGAAGGAGAUGUAUAACAGGAGAGUUAAGUCUUAAGGCUUACUUCUUUACUAUAGUGUAGUAACCAGAUACUGGCACCUUAUCCCCCUUCAUUCUACAGUAAACCUGUCAAGUAAUCCAGAAUUGUGAGGACUAGGAAAUAACAAGACUAGUGGAUACUUACUAGUUAGUAGCCAAAGAUUGCGUGAGUCUUUAUCUCGUCCAAGUUUAGUCACACUGACGAUGAAUAGUCCC